CUCCCAUCAGCUUCUCUGAAGAAGACUUCCGGUGGUGUGUCAUGGCGGUGGCAUGGUGACUCCUACAGAGAGGAAAAAAUACUCGCCUUUGUGGUCGUCUCCCAUCUGCUCAGGGCAGAUUUUCAUGCAGAAAUAAGCGUGUCGGCUCCGGUCUCACCCCCAGGAUUAACCAGCACAUCGCUGCGGUGUCCCUCCGCCCCGCCAUGGCGGCUCAUAAACCCGUGGAGUGGGUCCAGGCCGUGAUUACUAGAUUUGAUGAGCAGCUUCCCAUCAAGGUUGGACACCAGAACACCCACACCAAAGUCAGCACAGAGCACAACAAGGAAUGUCUGAUCAACAUCUCCAAAUAUAAGUUCUCCCUGGUCAUCAGUGGCCUCACCAACAUAUUGAAAAAUGUCAACAACAUGCGGAUAUUUGGAGAAGCUUCUGAGAAGAACCUCUACCUCUCCCAGCUCAUCAUCCUGGACACACUGGAGAAGUGCCUCGCGGGGCAAUCGAAGGACUGCUUGCGUCUAGAUGAGACCAUGCUUGUUAAACAGUUGCUGCCGGAGAUCUGCCACUUUAUCCAUACAUAUCGCGAGGGCCACCAGCAUGCUGCAGAUCUCCGGGCCUCAGCUUCAGCUGUUCUCUUCUCCCUGAGCUGCAACAACUUUAACGCAGUCUUCAGCCGCAUCUCCACCAGGCUUCAGGAACUGACCGUAUGCUCUGAGGAUAACGUGGAUGUUCACGACAUAGAACUGAUGCAGUACAUCAGUGUGGAUUGUUCCAAGCUGAAAAGGCUGUUACAAGAAACUGUCCUGAAGUUUAGAGCCCUUAAAAAGCCUGCCCAGCUGGCCGUCAUAAACAGUUUAGAGAAGGCUUUUUGGAACUGGGUGGAGAAUUACCCAGAUGAGUUUACCAUGCUUUACCAGCGACCACAGGCAGAUAUGGCAGAAGCAGCAGAGAAGCUGUUUGACCUGGUGGACAGCUUUGCAGAGAGUGCCAAAAGGAAGGCAGCUGUGUGGCCGCUGCAGAUCAUCCUCCUCAUCCUGUGUCCAGAAAUUCUACAUACUAUCUCCAAAGACACUGUAGAAGAAAGCAAGGCCAACAAGAAACUGUUUUUGGACAACUUACGCAAAGCCUUAGCCGGCCAGGGUGGCAGCAAGCAGCUGAUGGAGAGUGCUGCCAUAGCCUGCGUCAAAUUGUGUAAAGCCUCCACCUACAUUAACUGGGAGGACCACUCCACCAUCUUCCUCCUGGUCCAGUCUAUUGUUAUGGAUCUCAAGGCUCUGCUGUUCAACCCUGCAAAAUCCUUCUGGAGGGGCACAGGAAGUCAAAAUGCAGACGUGGAGCUCAUGAUGGACUGCUUCGUCUCCUGUUUCCGCAUCAAUCCACACAACAACCAACACUUUAAGGUCUGCUUGGCCUCAUCCUCCCCUUCUACCUUUCACUUUGUCCUCGUCAAUUCUUUGCACAGAAUAAUCACCAAUUCUGAUCUGGACUGGUGGCCUAAGAUUGAUGCAGUGUACUGCUACUCUGGCGAGCUUCGCUUCAUGUUCUCUGACACCCUCAACCGGGUGGUUCAGGGUGCUGGCACCCACCCUCCGAUACGGAUGACACCUAGUUUGACAUUCAAAGGAAAGAUGAGCACCAGCCUUAAAUUUAAAGAAAAAACGACAGACCUGGACACUCGAAGCUAUAAGUGCCUCCUUCUUGCUCUAGUCAAACUAAUCCAUGCUGACCCCAAACUAAUGUUGCAUAACCCAGUGAAGCAAGCUCCAGAUAUGCAGAGCAGUACAGCAGAACUCAUCACCGGCCUGGUGCAGCUAGUGCCUCUCAACAACACCACCCAACUCUCCCAAGAAGCCAUGGAGGCUCUGUUAGUUCUGCAUCAGCCUGAGACCAUAGAGCUGUGGAAUCCUGACACCCCCAUAGAGACAUUCUGGGACAUCAGUUCACAGGUGCUCUUCCUCAUCUGCCGUAAGCUGAUUAGCCAACAGAUGGUUAAUGGGACUGAAGUCCUCAAGUGGCUGAGGGAGAUUCUCAUAUGCAGGAACAAGUUCCUCCUCAAGAACAAGGAGUGUGCCACUAUGGGCGGAGGGAUCCCCAUCUGCCGGCAGGCACAGACCAAGUUGGAGGUGUGUCUCUACAUGUUCCUGUGGAGUCCAGACACCGAAGCAGUGCUUGUGGCCAUGUCAUGUUUCCGUCAUCUCUGUGAAGAAGCAGACAUCCGCAGCGCUGCUGACGAGGUCCCUGUCCAGAACAUUUUGCCCAACUAUGCCACAUUCAGCGAACUAGCUUCUGUCAGCAACAUAAUGGGGACAGGUCGCUCUACCUUACAGAAGAGGGUGAUGGCCUUGUUAAGGAGAAUAGAGCACCCCACGCCUGGAAAUAUUGAGGCAUGGGAGGACACAUACACUAAAUGGGACCAGGUCACCAAGCAGAUUCUUAACUUCCCCAAAAGCAAAGCUGAUGACGGGCAGCAGGAGUGGAUAAACAUGACGGGAUUCCUUUGUGCUCUGGGCGGUGUGUGUCUUCAACAACGAGGCACACCUGGCCCGGCCACGUACAGCCCGCCCAUGGGCCAAGUUAAUGAGCGCAAGCCCUCCAUGAUUUCUAUGGGUCCUUGUGAGGUGCCCAACCCUGUGGCUUCGGCCACCGCCUGCUCCUAUUCUGCCUCCAGCGAAUCACCCGUCAGCCGCUUCCUGGAUCGACUGCUAGCUCUGCUGGUGUGUGGCCAUGACAGGGUAGGCCUCCAUGUCCGUACAAACGUUAAGGACCUCCUGGGACUUGAGCUUAGUCCUGCCCUCUACCCCAUGCUCUUCAACAAGUUGAGAAACAGCAUUGGCAAGUUUUUUGACACGCAGGGUCCGGUUCCCAUCAAUGACACUAACACCCAGUUUGUGGAGCAAACCAUUGCCAUCAUGAAGAACCUGUUGGACAACCACACAGAGGGCAGCUCUGAACAUCUGGGACAGGCCAGCAUUGAGACCAUGAUGCUCAACCUGGUCAGGUACGUGCGUAUCCUAGGCAACGUGGUCCAUGCAAUCCAGGUCAAAACGAAGCUGUGCCAGCUGGUGGAGGUGAUGAUGGAGAGACGAGAUGACCUCUCCUUCUGUCAAGAGAUGAAGUUCAGGAACAAGAUGGUAGAGUACCUGACUGACUGGGUGAUGGGAACAUCCAACCAAGCUGCUGAUGAUGACAUCAAAUGCCUAACAAGGGAUCUGGACCAGGCCAGUAUGGAGGCAGUAGUAUCUCUGUUAGCUGGUCUUCCUUUACAGCCAGAGGAGGGGGAUGGAGUAGAACUUAUGGAGGCCAAAUCUCAGCUCUUCCUCAAGUACUUCACUCUCUUCAUGAACUUGCUAAAUGAUUGCAGUGAAGUGGAGGAUGAGGGUCAGGCAGUGGGAGGAAGAAAGAGAGGAAUGUCCCGCCGCCUGGCCUCACUCCGCCACUGCACUGUCCUUGCAAUGUCCAAUCUGCUCAAUGCUAAUGUGGACAGCGGCCUCAUGCACUCCAUCGGUCUGGGCUACCACAAGGACCUGCAGACCCGGGCAACCUUCAUGGAAGUCCUGACCAAGAUCCUGCAGCAGGGGACGGAGUUUGACACACUGGCGGAGACUGUGCUGGCUGACCGCUUUGAGAGACUUGUGGAGCUUGUCACUAUGAUGGGAGACCAGGGAGAGCUGCCAAUUGCUAUGGCACUGGCUAAUGUGGUCCCAGGGUCUCAGUGGGACGAGCUGGCCCGUGUCCUGGUGACCCUGUUUGACUCUCGCCACCUACUCUACCAGCUGCUAUGGAACAUGUUCUCGAAGGAGGUAGAACUGGCUGACUCCAUGCAGACUCUGUUCAGAGGAAACAGCCUGGCCAGCAAGAUAAUGACCUUCUGUUUCAAGGUAUAUGGAGCAGCUUAUUUGCAGAAGCUCCUGGAGCCUUUAUUAAGAGGGGUCAUCACCACCCCUGAACACAUCAGCUUUGAGGUGGACCCCACCAGGCUUGAACAAGGUGAGAACCUGGAGGAGAACCAGAGGAACCUGCUACAAAUCACUGAGCGGUUCUUUCUGGCCAUCAUUGGCUCCUCCAGCGAGUUCCCGCCACAGCUCCGCAGUGUUUGCCACUGUCUGUAUCAGGCUACUUGCCACUCUCUACUGAAUAAAGCAACAGUAAAAGAAAAAAAGGAAAACAAAAAAGCAGUGGUAAGUCAGCGCUUCCCACAGAACAGCAUUGGUGCGGUGGGCAGUGCCAUGUUCCUGCGCUUUGUCAACCCAGCCAUUGUAUCCCCCUACGAGGCUGGAAUCUUGGACAAGAAACCUCAGCCCAGGAUAGAACGGGGACUUAAGCUUAUGUCCAAGAUUUUGCAGAGCAUUGCAAAUCAUGUCUUGUUUACAAAAGAAGAACACAUGAGGCCUUUUAAUGACUUUGUGAAGAGCAACUUUGACUCAGCUCGGAGGUUUUUCUUAGACAUUGCGUCUGACUCUCCACCAAGUGACUCAGUCAACCACAGUCUGUCCUUCAUCAGUGAUGGUAAUGUGCUGGCCCUUCAUCGCUUGCUGUGGAACAACCAGGAGAGGAUUGGCCAGUACCUCUCCAGUAACAGGGACCACAAGGCUGUAGGCAGACGACCUUUUGAUAAGAUGGCAACCCUGCUGGCCUAUCUGGGACCUCCUGAACACAAGCCUGUGGCCGACACCCACUGGUCCAGUCUCAAUUUGACCAGUUCUAAGUUUGAAGAGUUCAUGACCAGGCACCAGGUUCAUGAGAAGGAAGAGUUCAAAGCCUUGAAGACACUUAACAUCUUCUACCAGGCAGGAACCUCCAAGAGUGGGAACCCAGUCUUCUACUACGUGGCUCGCAGGUUUAAAACCGGUCAGAUCAACGGGGAUCUCCUCAUCUACCACGUCCUUCUGACUCUCAAACCAUACUAUGCUAAACCCUAUGAGAUAGUGGUAGAUUUGACACAUGUAGGACCCAGCAAUCGUUUCAAGACUGACUUCUUAUCCAAGUGGUUUGUGGUCUUUCCUGGCUUUGCUUAUGAGAAUGUUGCAGCAGUUUAUGUCUAUAACUGCAACACCUGGGUUAGGGAGUAUACAAAGUAUCAUGAGCGGCUACUGACGGGCCUAAAGGGCAGCAAGAGGCUCCAGUUCAUUGACUCGCCAGCUAAAUUGGCUGAGCACAUUGAACAAGACCAACAGAAGCUCCCUGCAGCCACACUGAGCCUGGAGGAAGACCUUAAAGUGUUCCACAAUGCUCUGAAGCUGGCUCACAAAGACACCAAGGUUUCAAUCAAGGUGGGUUCCACAGCGGUACAGGUGACCUCAGCUGAGCGCACCCGGGUCCUUGGCCAGCCCGUCUUCCUCAACGAUGUCUACUACGCCUCAGAGAUAGAGGAGAUUUGCCUGGUGGAUGAGAGCCAGUUCACGCUCACCAUGGCCAAUCAGGGCACGCCGCUCACAUUCAUGCACCAGGAGUGCGACACCAUCGUGCAGUCCAUCAUCCACAUCCGGACACGUUGGGAGCUCUCACAGCCGGACUCCAUUCCACAGCACACCAAGAUCCGACCGAAGGAUGUUCCCGGAACACUUCUGAAUAUUGCUCUUCUAAACCUGGGGAGUUCAGACCCCAGCCUCAGGUCUGCAGCUUACAAUCUGUUGUGUGCUCUGACCUGCACCUUCAACCUAAAGAUAGAGGGACAGCUGCUCGAGACAUCAGGACUAUGCAUCCCAGCUAACAACACCCUCUUCAUAGUUUCCAUCAGCAAGACUCUGGCAGCCAAUGAGCCCCAUCUGACUCUAGAGUUCCUGGAGGAGUGCAUCUCAGGCUUCAGCAAGUCCAGUAUUGAGCUGAAGCAUCUGUGUUUGGAGUACAUGACACCCUGGCUGCUCAACCUCGUUCGCUUCUGUAAGCACAACGAUGAUGCCAAACGCCAGCGGGUCACUGCCAUUUUGGACAAACUCAUCACAAUGACAAUCAAUGAAAAGCAGAUGUAUCCCUCCAUUCAAGCAAAGAUCUGGGGCAGCCUGGGCCAGAUAACAGACCUGCUGGAUGUGGUGCUGGACAGCUUCAUUAAGACCAGUGCUACAGGAGGCUUGGGCUCUAUAAAGGCGGAGGUUAUGGCUGAUACUGCAGUGGCUCUAGCUUCCGGCAAUGUCAAACUGGUGUCCAGCAAGGUUAUUGGUCGGAUGUGUAAGAUCAUAGAUAAGACGUGUCUGUCACCAACACCCACGCUGGAGCAGCACCUGAUGUGGGAUGACAUUGCCAUUCUGGCGCGGUAUAUGCUCAUGCUCUCCUUCAACAACUCCCUGGAUGUUGCCGCCCACCUGCCCUACCUGUUCCAUGUUGUGACUCUGCUGGUGGCCACAGGCCCCCUGUCCCUCAGGGCCUCCACCCAUGGUUUGGUCAUCAACAUCAUCCACUCCCUCUGCACCUGCUCCCAGCUCAACUUCAGUGAGGAGACAAAGCAGGUCCUGAGGCUGAGCCUGACCGAGUUCUCCCUUCCAAAGUUUUACCUGCUAUUUGGCAUCAGCAAAGUAAAAUCGGCUGCCGUCAUUGCCUUUCGCUCCAGCUACAGAGACCGUUCGUUCUCUCCGGGGUCCUACGAGAGGGAGACCUUCGCGCUGUCGUCCCUGGAGACCGUCACUGAGGCCUUACUGGAGAUCAUGGAGGCCUGCAUGAGGGAUAUCCCAGCCUGCAAGUGGUUGGAUCAGUGGACAGAACUGGCUCAAAAGUUUGCAUUCCAGUACAACCCAUCUCUGCAGCCCAGAGCCCUCGUAGUGUUUGGCUGCAUCAGUAAAAGAGUGAGCCAUGGCCAGAUCAAGCAGAUUAUCCGAAUCCUUAGCAAAGCCAGUCCUCUGCUCAGCAUAGAUCGGGGUCUGGAGAGCUGUCUUAAGGGGCCGGACAAUUACAACAGCCAAGUAUUAAUAGAGUCUACAGUGAUUGCUUUGACUAAGCUGCAGCCUCUGCUCAGCAAGGACUCUCCCAUGCACAAAGCCCUGUUCUGGGUGGCGGUAGCUGUUUUGCAGCUUGAUGAAGUCAACCUGUACUCUGCCGGAACAGCCCUGUUGGAGCAGAAUCUCCACACGCUUGACUCAAUGCGUGUUUUCAAUGAUAAGAGUCCAGAAGAAGUAUUCAUGGAAAUAAGGCGUCCUUUAGAGUGGCACUGUAAGCAGAUGGACCAUUUUGUGGGUCUCAACUUCAGUGCCAACUUUAACUUUGCACUGGUUGGCCACCUACUGAAAGGUUACAGACACCCGUCCCCCACAACAGUAGCAAGGACAGUGAGGAUCCUGCAUACACUCCUAGCCCUCAUCAGCAAGCAUCUGAAAUGUGACAAGUUUGAGGUGAACACUCAGAGCGUGGCCUACCUGGCUGCUCUGCUCACUGUGUCUGAGGAGGUCCGAAGCCGCUGCAGCCUCAAACACAGGAAGUCACUGCUGAUUUCGGACCUCUCCAUUGACCCGGUACCUAUGGACACUUACUCCAGUCACAUCACUGAUCCUAGCUGCAGGACUCUGCGGGAGACUCAACCAUGGGUGUCCCCUCAGGUUUCAGAACGCUAUCUGUCAGCCCAUCACUACCCUACAGUUGGCCAGAUCAGCCCACGUACACGCAAAUCCAUGAGCCUGGACAUGGGCCAGCCCUCACAGGCCAACACCAAGAAGCUCUUAGGCACCAGGAAGAGCUUUGAUCACCUCAUAUCAGAUUCCAAAGCACCAAAGAGGCCAGAGAUGGAGUCGGGUAUGACCACUCCCCCAAAAAUGAGACGAGUAGCAGAGAAUGAUUACGAAAUAGAGACGCAAAGAAUUGGAAACUCUCACCUUCGUAAAGUGUCAGUAUCAGAGUCCAAUGUUCUGUUGGAUGAGGAAGUUCUCACUGACCCAAAGAUCCAAGCUCUGCUGCUCACUGUCCUGGCCACUCAAGUUAAAUACACCACUGACGACUUUGAUCAGCGCAUCCUCUACGAGUACCUGGCUGAAGCUAGCGUUGUCUUCCCAAAGGUUUUCCCAGUUGUCCACAACCUGCUGGACUCCAAGAUCAACACUGUCCUGUCCAUGUGCCAGGACACCAACCUUCUGAACCCGGUCCAUGGCAUUGUGCAGAGUGUGGUGUACCAUGAGGAAUCCCCCCCCCAGUACCAGCCCUCCUAUUUGCAAAGUUUUGGCUUUAAUGGACUUUGGAGGUUUGCUGGACCCUUUUCCAAGCAAACCCAGAUACCAGACUACGCUGAGCUGAUCGUCAAGUUUCUAGAGGCAUUGAUUGACAGCUACCUGCCCACAGCUGACGAGGAACAUGGAGAGGAGCAGCUGAGGACACCAACAUCCCCCUAUCCCCCCACCAGCCAGAGCCAGCUCAGCAUCACUGCUAAUCUUAACCUUUCUAACUCCAUGACGUCCCUGGCCACCUCGCAGCACUCCCCAGGUGUUGACAAGGAGAACGUCCAGCUGUCCCCCAGCUCUGCUCUGUCCAGUGGGGGUCGUACCCGCCACGGCUCAGCCAGUCAGGUCCAGAAGCAGCGCAGCGCCGGCAGCUUCAAGAGACCCAGCAUCAAGAAGAUCGUGUGAGGAGCUGCUGAACGCUACCCUGCCUGCUCCCCAACCUCCUUACAUCCUCUGCACUCACCUUCAGCCUGUCCAGUGUCAUGCUGCAAUCGUUUUAGAUUUCCUCUUUAUCCAUGCUUGUUGCUUUGGCGGGAGAAAGUGUUUGUGUCUUGUGCAUGGAGGAGGAACGUUAGCAGGGACAGAGUGAGUAUCCAGGAGGUCACAUUUCCAUACCUUCGUACAUGUGCACUGUCAGACGUCACACAUGGAACUAGAUGUCACAGUUGACACAGUGAGGAUCCACAGAAAAGUUGACCAUUAUUUGUUCAGGGUUGAUCUGUCACAUGCCUUGGCGAAGGGUAAGCAAGAUAGACCAAAUGAGCAACCAUACUGGUUGGAGGAGGGUUGGAUGUACGAGGCAGGACCUGUCUCUGAAUCCCCGUCCUGCUUGUAUAUAUUUUACAUAGAUAGAUGAUGUAUACUGAGUCUUUAGUGUUGAUGUGUUCUCCAUGGUGUGCCUUUGUCAGGGGUUUCAGUAUGUACAGUAUGUAAACUAAAAGUCAGACCUUCUGGCGACAACGAACAGCUACUAAUUAUGGAGGUGAGCAUCUAUAUCACCAUAGAAGUCAACAACCAGCCUCUAACGAUCGUCACUUAUACAAUCAUUCAUAUACCCUGUUGCCUGAAAGUAUUUAUCCUGUACAGCUAGAUAACGCUACACAAAUCUUCUUUUCCAACACUGUAUCUACAUAAAGACUGAAAAACACUAGGGGAAAUGUAAACAUGUAAAAAAAAACCUUGAGGCUUUGUGUUCUGUUACUUUGUGCAUUCGGCUUUCCUUUUAGUACAAACUGUGAUUCUAGCAGGGUAAUGUUUCACUCUGUUUACACAGUAAUAAGGAAAAUUGGCAAUAAUCCUCAACUCUUACAUUUCUUUGUCAAGCAUCGGUUUUCUUUGCAAACACCAGGUUAAGCUACAUCCUGAGGUUUGACGAGCAUUUGAUUAGAAAAGGAGCAGUGGAAACAGACACACCUCAACACAACCAAAGAACACUUUACAUUUGGCUCCUUCCCUGCAAGUCUAAGGGUCUGACACCCAGUCAUCAGAGUGUUGUAUGAUCUGUGAGCAUGAUGCCAGCUGCCACUCAGUUAGUAGUCCGUAGUCACACAGAAUCUGCUCUGCACUGGGUUUGAUGCUUCACACCUGUGUACUGGCCAUUGCAACAGUCAGAGUCACUGAGGCCAGUGAUCUAGAAGCAGCAGGGCAGCUUUGCUAAAAUGCAAAUCCCAACUGUUGAACCCUGUUGAAACUAAACCACAACCGAUAUUGAUCUCACAGACACAGUGUGGUGUCCAGGACUGAAUCCAGAGCUCUAAGGCCAACAGACAGGAAACGUAAGUGCAGAGCAGCUCCUCCCCGCCUUAACGUCUAUGCAUGGCAAGAGUUGAGUAUUGUUGUCAGCUCUUACUCGGUCACUCUUCGAAUGCUCUCCCUACUUGUCUUCUGCUUGCGUUGCAGGCGUGUGAGAGAACAUGUUGUUUUCUGUUUGCUCAGUCAACACUGCAUCAGCAGGUGGAGGAGGGGGCAUGGAGUCUGCUCAGGAAGCAGGGUUUCAAUGGAUGCCGGUUCCUGCUUUUAUGUCUUUAAGUGGGUCCAAUCAUUUUCUUCCACUGUGGAUAAUUGCUUCAGAUAAAAGCUCAUUAUUAUCAUUCACUUCAGAGUAACUGGUGACGCACCUGAAGGAGACAGAGUUUUACUCAUCAAUAACACUAAGCCUCUCGUCCAAAAGCAGUAUUGAGUUUUACCAAAGGGAAUAAGGACGCGUACUGUCCAACAGCAUCUCCUGGAAUGUCCUGGGGAGGACCCCAAGUCCUAGUUCUAGUUCAAGCACCCAGUAUGUUUGCACCAGCUGCUGCAGGAUGGACGCUUAAUUCUGUCUGUGUAAUUCCUCCCCUUUUUUCUGCCCAAUUUUGAUUUAUGUGAUCUUAGUUUCAUGUCCCAGAGGCGAAGUGUAUGUUCCGGACUGUCGCCAGGAGUGAUAGAGAGAAUGGAAACAUGAGGAUUAUCUAUCAAUAACCUCUUUAACAACUGGUUGACUUGCACUAAUUAAAAUACAGUCAUGGGUCAGAUUAAAAAACUCAAUGUGGCAUGUUUUAUUUGAUAUUAUGCAAAAUCUAAUGUCUGUAAUGUUCAAGUUUUGUUUAAUGCAGUAUGUAUGACUACUGUAAAUACUUUGUGUACAAUUUGAGACGGUAUAUUUACUACACUGUACAUACAUGUGAUAUUGUAUCAUUUUGUUUUUGUAAAGCAGUUAGUUUCUGUAUAAUAUACAAAUUUAACUAUUCCGGUGUUAGUAAUAAAAUGUUUUUCUCUCUAAA
This is a messenger RNA of Betta splendens (Siamese fighting fish), 10888 nucleotides long. It is a transcript of the gene nf1a, whose product is annotated as neurofibromin 1a. Gene Ontology annotation, biological process: regulation of GTPase activity. The transcript is spliced from 57 exons. Bases 204 to 8534 code for a protein of 2776 amino acids. The record is from RefSeq and is a predicted model, not a curated record. NCBI's taxonomy places the organism in Eukaryota, Metazoa, Chordata, Actinopteri, Anabantiformes, Osphronemidae.